Molecule: messenger RNA, 790 nt
Organism: Lucilia sericata (common green bottle fly)
Lineage: Eukaryota; Metazoa; Arthropoda; Insecta; Diptera; Calliphoridae
Product: antigen 5 like allergen Cul n 1-like
Exons: 3
Coding region: 20-790 (256 amino acids)
Source: RefSeq, a predicted model, not a curated record
AAGAAAAAUUACAAAAAACAUGAACAAAUUCUUAAUAGUUUUUUGUUCUGCGACUUUGGUUGCCGCUGUGAUAGCAACGGAUUAUUGUAGCAAUAAAAUCUGUUAUAAUGAUGACAAACAUAUUGCCUGUGAUAAUGAUGGAAAAUUCUAUUCCACUUGUCCCAAAGAUGCUGCAAAGCGAGAAAUGACUGAAUCGCUGAAAAAGUUGAUAGUCAAGGCGCACAAUGAGAAACGUAACAUUGUUGCUGGUGGUGAUGUUAAACAUCUUAAGCCUGCCUGUCGUAUGGCCACCAUGGAAUGGGAUGAUGAAUUAGCUUCUUUGGCUGAACUUAAUGUUUUACAAUGUAAAAUGAAUCACGAUGAUUGUCACAAUACCGAUAAAUUCAAAUAUUCCGGACAAAAUCUUAACUCAUUGGGUUUCACUCAAAGCCCUAAUGAUACUGCUAUUAUUGAAAAAUCUAUUAGAUUAUGGUAUUGGGAGAAGAGCGAUGUCUCACAAGCUAUUAUUGAUAAAUUUCCUAAGGGCUAUAAGGGACCAAAUAUUGCUCAUUUCACUAUUAUGAUGGCAGAUCGUAAUACACGUGUAGGUUGUGCUGCUGCCACUUACACUGUUUCUGGCAAAAAUAAAGCUUAUUUAUUUGCUUGCAAUUAUGCCACCGUUAGUAUGGUUAAUUAUGCCAUCUAUAAAAGCUGUGAUAAGCCUGCUGUUAAGUGUCAGUCGGGCACUAAUCCAUCUUAUAAAAAUUUGUGUUCUACCUCGGAAUCAUAUAAGGUUAAUACAUUUCCUUAG